AAUAAGAUGAAAAUUCCCUCAUUCGGUACGCAAUCACCGUACGUAUGCUCUCUACGACGUCGUUUUACACUGCCCAGCCUCCCCACAAAUUCCGUUCCUGAUGAGAUCCGAUGAUGAUGUAAUGUAUUAACCCUCUCCAUCUUCGAUUCGAUUCGUCGUCGUCGUUGUUGUUGUCUGUUUCCGGCGAGGCAUCGGGGAAAAGCGGGUGCGAUUCGUCGAUGGAUUCGGAUGAGUUUCGCGCGGUUCUGUCGAGAUCGAGAGUCGGAAUAUGGGAGAUGAUCGAGGCGGCGAUUCGAGUCGCCGGCUCCGAUCACGGCGAGGAGUUGCGACGCCGGAGAGAUGGAAUUGUUGAGUCGCUCUACGCUACUGCGGGGCGGCGGUGUCCUAAUUGCAGCGGCGACGUCGAGGAAGGGCAUCGUAGUGAGGCUCGCAAUGAUACAGCUGGUAAUAGUGACGGUCUUGACGAUAGAGACGACCGUGAAAACGAUAAGGUCUGCAUCGAUGAGGACGAUGAUGAGGACGACGACGAGAAAAGUAAUCGCAAUUUAAUUGAGGAUUUUGGUAAGAGUCCUGACCAUCGGAAUUUGAGCGAGGAAGGGGAUGAUUUGGAUCCAUUCGGAGGUUUAUUUGACGAUGAACAAACGACAAUUAUCAGCAUCAAAGAGCAGCUUGAAGAUCCACACCAGAGUGAUGAAUCAAUUGUAGAACUGCUGCAAACACUGUCAGACAUGGAUAUCACUUUCCAAGCUCUGAAGGAAACUGAUAUAGGACGAUAUGUGAAUCAAUUGAGGAAGCAUUCGUCGAAUGAAGUUCGAAGAUUGGUGAAGCAUCUUGUUAGAAAAUGGAAGGAAACUGUGGGCGAAUGGGUUAGCGUGAAUGAACCUCAUGGAUCUUCUAACCUACUUGCUGAUGCGGAUUCGCCACAGCCGAGCAUUCCCAGAAAUCGGCAGAAUGGUCAUCACCAGGUUCCGGAUUUCGGGUACUCUCCAAAUCCUCGAAAUGGGAAUUCUAGUGCAGAAAGGAAUUACGUAGAACACGAACCGAAACCAAAACCAUCCCAAUCCGCGCCUCGAAGAGAACCUCCAUCAAGACCUCCGCAGCCAGUUCCAAAACCGACCUCCACUCCUCCUAAUAAGAUGCAAGGAGGAUCUGUUAUAGACGACGAAAGGCUGAAUUCAGCAAGAAAGCGACUCCAAGAAAACUACCAAGAAGCACAGAAUGCGAAAAAGCAAAGAACAAUUCAAGUGAUGGAUAUCCACGACAUUCCCAAACCGAAGAAAGCCUUCUUUGCCAAGAACAAAGGCGGCUUUCAGGGAAAAUUCAACCGGUGAGUCUCCUCGCCUUUCUUUCGAUCUUUUUUGUUGCUGUAUGCUGUGUUAAUUUACACAAUGCAUUAUAUAUUAUGGUUUCUGCUAAACUGUGACCGUUCCAAAACCAAAACAGGGAUUCGAACCGUUAUUAUUUAUUUUGAGCUAAGGAUAUAAACAAACUGAAGUGAAACAAGAAUUAUAAAUACUUCAGUUAAUACAUCAUUUCCUCUGCUUGAUUUGGUAA
Molecule: messenger RNA, 1554 nt
Organism: Andrographis paniculata
Lineage: Eukaryota; Viridiplantae; Streptophyta; Magnoliopsida; Lamiales; Acanthaceae
Product: probable mediator of RNA polymerase II transcription subunit 26c
Exons: 9
Coding region: 219-1331 (370 amino acids)
Cellular component (GO): nucleus
Source: RefSeq, a predicted model, not a curated record